UUGCCCCGCCACUGGUGUGGAAACAGCGCCAUAAUCAAACAGCGUCCAACUUUUGUUCUCUGCGGUUUGUUUGCGGUCAAAUUUGCGCACAUUUACAUCCAGAGAAACGAAAAGUAAACUCGCUUCAUAAAGUGUGUGAUUUAAUUACGCGUCUAGUUAUCGCCCGAGAGACUCGGCGGGGCGGCCCGUAUGCUAAGCUAACGACGCUAACACAGGCAGCAGAUGCGGUCCGAGCAGGAAGCUAACGUGGCUAACGCUAGCUGAACGCACCGCGGUGUUCUCAGUGAGCAGUGACCGCUCAUAGUGCCUCUCUGUCGGCCACAGCAGGGAUGAGCUGCCCGGUGAACCUCCAGGCGAUGCCGUCCGGUGUGUUUGAAGCGGUUUUCACUCCGGAGAACGUGAGAGGAAGGAGCUCGAUGAACUCGCUCACUCCGCUGAGUUUCCCCAAGUCCAGAUCAGCUCUGUGGGACGGCAGCCCUGCAGGAGAGAAGCUCCGCCUCCAGCUCUGCGCUCACAGGAGGCCUCGGUUGGUGCUGAUGGAGAAAGCUCUGCGUCUGGCUCAGCGUCACGCCCGUCACAGCAACAAGCCCCGCCUCCACUGCUUCUUCCUGGGAUCACUGUCUGUGGACGCAGAUGAGGAGGGGGUCACUGUGACCCUGGACCGGUUCGAUCCGGGUCGGGACCAGGCCGGAGCUUCUGGCAGAGUUCCCUCUGCUCUGCUGCCCGGAGACGUUCUGGUUCCCUGUUUGUUCUCCUCGCAGACUGAGACAACGCCCGACGCUGUCGUCCAAUCGGAGGCCGAGCUGCAUCACUGCUUCAAGGUGUUGCAGCAGUUUGUGAGCAGCAGACAGACUCUGGAUCUGUCUCAGCUGAUGAAGGUCAGAGGUCGUGUUGUCUGCUCUCAGCAGUCCGACGCCGCAGCGUUCAGCCUCCGCUGGUCGGCCGUCUGUCCGUCCGCCGCUGUGGACGUUCAGCCGGUACGAGCCGUUCCCGUCAUCCCCACAGCUCUGCUGAGGAGUCUGACCAGCAUCAACCGACCGCCGCCGCACGCCGCCAACCGACAGAGAGGGUUUCUGACCAUGGAUCAGAACAGAAAACUCCUGCUGCUGCUGGAGUCGGAUCCUAAAGCCUCCAACCUGCCGCUGGUCGGGCUCUGGCUGAGUGGCGUCACACACGUCUACAGCCCUCAGGUGUGGUCCUGGUGUCUGCGCUUCCUGUUUAGCUCCGCCCUGCAGGACAGAGUUCUGUCAGAGAACCGCUGUUUCCUCCUCGUUCUGUUCGGUUCCACCCACAGAGCUCCUCAGUUCUUCCAGUGCCGAGGACCAGGACCUGGAUCGCAGCUGGACUACCAGCUGCUGACAGCCUCCCAGUGUGUCACACUGUACCAGGUGGUCUCUGUGGAGGGUCAGACUCUGCAGUGUGAGCUGGGUUCAGAGGAUCACAGCAGGCAGACGGAGAUCUUCAGAGAGGCUCAGGCCUCCUUCAGCAGAGCUGCCCCACCAGCCGCCGGUCUGUCUGUCAGCGAUCAGGACUCUGGAGUCGAGGAUGAGGACCUGUCGCCGCGGCCGUCCCCGAGCCCCCACCCCCCCGCUCAGCAGGCUCGGAGAGUUCAGCCGUCUGUUCCUGAACUUUCUCUGCUGAUUGACGGCAGCUUCACCUCCAAUCAGAGCCGCUGGCAGGACGCUGGCUCCGCCCACAGACCACCUCCUGCUCCUGCUGCUGCUGACAGGAAGUCUGCUCCUCCAACCGGAAACUCCUCCGCUCCCAGACCUGCUCCUCCUCCUCACCUCCACAGCACCCCCAACUCCAUCCAGCAGCAGCCCUGCACCUGCUGCUCCACCCACACCUACGACUGCACCUCCAUCUUCUCCCCAGGACUCCCGCCUGGUGCAGCUGCUCCUACACCUGCUGCUUUCUCAAACCACACUCCUCCUCCCUCCAGUCUCCACCCUGCUCCUCCUCCUUCCACUUACCAUCCAGUUGCUCCUUCUGUUCCUCCUUCCCGCAGUCGCGGCACUCCUUUGUCCUUCCAUCACCAUACUCCACCUCCCCCCUCAGCUCCUCCUCCCUCCCACACCCCAUCCUCUCCUCCCUCCAGCAACCACCACACUCCUCCUCCCUCCACUCGUCUCUCUGCUCCUCCUCUUCCAUCCCUCCUCCCUCCGCCUCCUGCUGUCCCGUGGUUUGGUGACUCCCCCUCUCCUCACCCCUCCCGUCCAGCAGCAGACCCUGGAUCUCCCCCGUGGAUCCCCCGUCCCUCCUGUGUGAAUCAGUGCUGCGGUCAGGUGGGAGGAGUCACCCGGUCUGAUCCCUACCAGCUCCUCCUCCAGCAGGACCGACAGCUUCGCCUCCUGCAGGCUCAGGUCCAGAUGUUGCUGGAGGCUCAGGGGAAACUUCAGUCCUCCAGUCGGCAGGUCGACACUCAGAUACCCAGGAGCACCGCCAGCAUCGCCGUGGGGACAGGUGCCAGUCUGUUCUGGGGGGAUCCUGUCCAGCCCCUCCAUCAUCAGGAAGUACAGGCUCCUCCCUCAUCCUGCCCCAGCCCACCCCCCUCACACGCCAACCUCUCUGUCAUGAGGCCUGAGGGCGGAGCUGAGGACAGUCACAUCACAGGUCAGGAGGCUACCUGCUCCCCCUCUGGUCAGCUCAGCGGUCUGCAGAGUCCGGUUCUGGGAGAGAGUGUCAGCAUGUACGAACCCGCAGACGACCAGCAGAACUUCUACCACGACCUCAUGGAUCAGCUGACCAGCCGUCUUCAGGAGUCAGACAGCAGACAGGAAGAGGAGGAGGAGGAGGAGUCCAGCCUGUCUGUGGUCCCUGACCGCCCCCAGUCCUCCCACUCCUCCCGGUCCAGGAGGAAGCAGCAGGGUCAUGGAUCCGACCUGGUGGUCAGCGCCACCUUGCGGCAGCUGCGGCAGCUCGGAGUCGACGUGGACGAAGAUCUGACCGAGUCUGACAGGAGAAAACACCAGACCGUGGAGAGCAGCAGCACUCUGGCGAGCAUCAGCCCGGCAGCGGUUCUGUCCAGACUGAGCGUGUCCGAGCCGUCGGCCAGCUCUCUGUACCCGGGAGGCAGCGUGGAUCUGAGUCUGGAGGCCAACGCCAUCGCCCUGCGCUACCUGAGCGACUCUCAGCUCAGCAGGUUGUCUCUGGGGGGCCACGCCCCCCUCCCAGCCCCCGCCUCCUCUAACGACACCCUGAUGUCUCCUAGCAACAUGUCCCUGGCGACAAGGAAGUACAUGAAGAGGUACGGCCUGAUCGAGGAGGAGGACGGCGAGGCCGAGGAGGAGGAGGCGUGUGCUCGCCAGCCGCUAACCGAGGCUCUGAAUGUGAAGCUCCUCCCACAGAGUCAGCUGAUCAGGGACCUGCGGCCAAAAAUGCAGAUGUUAGCCGGCGGCACCAAACCCAGCAGCAGCGACAAGGAGAACUGUUCCAGCAGGCGGACAUCUUUAGUGAGGGCGAGCAGCCGCCAGACAGAAGGGUCAGUGGGAAACAUCCUAGACCUGAGCCGCCUGAGACAGCUGCCCAAACUGUUCUGACACCCGAGAACCAGCGGUCUGAAACCUGCUGGCGACUUUAAAACUGUUAUUUUUUAAAUGGAGUCUGGUGCGUCUGAGGUGCUCGGUGUGGAAACACUCAAACUCUUCUGAACCAGCGGUCUGAAACCUGCUGGCGACUUUAAAACUGUUAUUUUUUAAAUGGAGUCUGGUGCGUCUGAGGUGCUCGGUGUGGAAACACUCAAACUCUUCUGAACCAGCGGUCUGAAGGUGCUGGAAGAUUUUAAAAACUGUCCUAUUUUAAAUGGAGUCUGGUGUGUUCAGUAUGUAAAGACUCUGCUGGUUCAGACCCUGUGUGUCAUGGUCAGACUGGUUUUACUGGAAAUCUGCCUCCUUUAGUUUCUCUGCUUUUUAUCAGGUUUGUGUUUAUGAACUGUUUCUGUGUUUGAUCUUUUGUCACUUCCUGUUUUUAUGUGAAAUGUCUUUUGCACAGAUUUAUUUUUUUUUUAAUUUAUGACAAAUAAAAUUGAUAAUACUUUUAGUACCAGA
Molecule: messenger RNA, 4046 nt
Organism: Micropterus salmoides (largemouth bass)
Lineage: Eukaryota; Metazoa; Chordata; Actinopteri; Centrarchiformes; Centrarchidae
Product: SCL-interrupting locus protein homolog
Exons: 16
Coding region: 330-3539 (1069 amino acids)
Biological process (GO): mitotic spindle organization; centrosome duplication; protein localization to centrosome
Cellular component (GO): centriole; centrosome
Source: RefSeq, a predicted model, not a curated record